Molecule: messenger RNA, 2286 nt
Organism: Saccharomyces paradoxus
Lineage: Eukaryota; Fungi; Ascomycota; Saccharomycetes; Saccharomycetales; Saccharomycetaceae
Gene: YCX1
Product: Ycx1p
Exons: 1
Coding region: 1-2286 (761 amino acids)
Biological process (GO): monoatomic cation transport; transmembrane transport; intracellular calcium ion homeostasis
Cellular component (GO): membrane
Molecular function (GO): monoatomic cation transmembrane transporter activity
Source: RefSeq, a predicted model, not a curated record
AUGCGUAAACCUUUAAGAUGGCUAAUAACAAUAGCCUUCUACGUUUUGAACGUUAUAUUGAUAGGCUAUUCCCUUUCUAGUCAUGGUUCAAAAUCUGAGUUUUAUCUGCAUUCUGUUGUGCUUAUUGAAUGCUUUUCGUUAUUAGGACUGGUUACCUCUGACUGUUUAACACCAUCUCUGUCAUAUAUUUCCAGUAAUAUAUUCCAUAUCUCCGAUAGAGUAUCCGGCAUGACUUUAUUGGCAUUAGGGAACGCGCUCCCUGAUAUUACUAGUACUUACCAGUCGAUGAAAUCCGGAGUAACUUCAUUAGCCAUUGGUGAGCUAUUUGGUGGUAUAUUUUUUCUGUUAACUGUUGUAAUUGGACUAAUGGGCUGCGUAGCUACUAUUCAAUUUCAACAUGGCAAGUCUAUUGAAACUUAUACAGAAGAAAGUUUUGACCAAAAUUUGUCGUAUGAUAGAAGUCAUUACAUAUUGGAUGUCGGAAUAUUCACUUUUAUGCUCCUAGUUUCCGGCAUUUUUCUAGCAGAUGGAAGACUGUACUUUUGGGAGUGUAUCAUUAUGGUUUUAACCUAUUGCUGUUGUGCUGCAUAUUUGAUACAAAGCUAUAAAUAUCCCUGUGAUAUUGAUGACGCCUUAGAAAGAGAAGUUGUGAUAAAAAAAACUACACUUGCAAAUAGUCAUGUGACUGUUCCGAAUCACUUCACAUUAACAACCACAGGUGAUAUCACAUCUACAGACAAUGAAACAAGAUACAUAAGAUCCUUGGGGGAUACACAGAUUGAUGAGGACAGCGCCGUUAUUACCGAACCAACUCAUUUUCCAACCAAUUCUGUGGAUAACAUUUCGAGGUUUAAUCAAGGUGUACCAGAAAGAAGGGAUUUAAUAAGACGUAGAAUACGAGGAUAUUUACGAUCACACUAUCAUGGAUGGGUAAGAAUGACUUUGCAAGACCUUUUAAAUAUAUGGGAGAAGCAAAAUCUUUUUAACAAUGCAGUAAAAUCGUUGUCUUUACCUUCCGAUGAUACUCAUUUAUUUACUGAAGCCUCUUUAGAUGAAGAAGGGAGGCCGUUAAUAAGGAAAAGGAUAAACUCAUUACAGCCUAAAGAUUUUUACAAGUAUUUGUCUCCGCAAAAUGAGGAAAACUCUAAUGCACUGGAUACUGCGAUUUCAGCUCCCCAAAAUGAGCGCCAAAACUACUGUAAUGAACCCACGAGUUUGUUUUUGACUGUGCCACAGAAAGAAAGCUCCAAGAAAUCAUUAAGUUGUGAUCGCAUCCCAAACUUGGUCCGAGGUAAUAUUAUAUUCAAUGAUGAGGUCUCACGUACACAGGAUUCCACCAAUGCUAUGAACAGCAUAUCCGAUGUUGUCGACAACUCCCUUUUACAAUAUGAGGGGGAUAACGUAAUUCUCGAUGGUACAUUAUCUCUUUGUUCCACGAAGAGUAGAACCGCUUGGCAAAGUUUCCAGCUUUACAACUACUUGACAGAUAUGUCCUUGGAAAUUGCUUUCUUUGAGUUCUUGUCAUUAUUAGUUACCACACCGGUAUCAAUAAUUCUCUACCUUUCAAUACCAUCGGAAGCAAGACAAAAAGAACAUGACUUACCCCUUUCGUACCUGCAAAUUAUUCAAUUGAUUGCUUCACCAAUAAUUCUCAACCAACUGAUCAUAGAUGAUUUUUCAUAUUGGUUGCUCAUAUUAUCGCUUGUGAUAGCCAUCUUAUUAUAUUUCAAAACUAAGACCAUACCGAACAAGUUCAACUCGGAUAUAAACUUUACUGUAGCAUUUUUAUUGUCUUUGGCCUGUCUUUCGAAAGCUGUCCACAUAAUUGUAGUCACAUUAACACAUUGGAUAAAAGUGUUUAAUAUAUCGGAAACAAUACUAGGUUUAACCAUUUUUACAUGGGGUAAUUCGAUUGGAGAUUUGGUGUCAAAUAUUACAUUUGUUAGGAUAGGCGUUUUAGAAAUUGCGAUAGGGGCUUGUUUUGGCAGUCCACUUUUAUACUUCUUAUUUGGCGUUGGAUUUGAUGGGAUUAUGAUAAUGCUGGGCGACAAAACCGGGAAAAUAGUGGAUGGUAGAGAUAAUAGUAUUUUAAUGCGGCAUAUUGACUUUAAAGUGGAUAAAAAUUUAAUCAACACUGGAGUCGGAAUUCUGACCGCGUUUUUGAUAUUUACAGUUUUAAUACCAUUGAACGGCUGGAAGAUUGACAAGAAGAUUAGUAUUGCACUUCUUACGUUGUAUAUACUUGUCACAUGUAUUAGUGUUUUUCUGGAGGUUCGCCAAGUGUGA